AUGGCAUCGGUCACAUUGAAGGUUGAAUCACGGGGAAAGCCCAUCAAGGCGCUGCCCAAGGAAAUUCAGGUCAGCCCUGAUGCUUAUGCCCAGGAAAUUUACAGCCGGCUCGCGACUGCAUCCAACUUCGAUAUCCAUCGUUUGAGAAUCACCAAAUCAAGCGACCGCGGUGUGGUGCCCAAUGCGAAGGAUAGUACAGUCAACGAUGCAGGACUCCAGGACCAGAGCGUGAUCCAAGUUAAAGACCUAGGCCCUCAGAUCGGAUGGCGGACCGUGUUCAUCAUUGAAUAUUUCGGCCCUCUCCUGAUCCCCGCCCUCUUCCUCUUCCCUCUGCGGCCGUACAUCUACUAUAACUUCGAUCAGCCUCUCCCUAACCCCUCCGACUCCCAACUUCUGGUCUGCGCACUUCUGAGCGCCCACUUCUUGAAACGCGAGUUCGAAACGAUCUUCAUCCACCGCUUCAGCAAUGCCACCAUGCCGGCCCGCAACAUCUUCAAGAACAGUGCUCACUACUGGCUCCUGGCAGGCUUCAACAUCGCCUACUGGGCCUUCCGUCCGGAUGCGACUGCGGCAACUGACACCCCAAACGAGAAUCUCCUGUAUGCAGGCCUGGGUCUCUUCGUCUUUUCGGAGUUGGCCAACUUGAACGCCCACCUGGUCCUGCGCAACCUUCGCCGCGCGGGUACCACCGAGCGGGGUAUCCCAUCUGGCUUUGGAUUUGGUCUGGUCACUUGCCCUAACUACUUGUUUGAGAUCCUCGCGUGGGCUGGCGUCUACCUGGUCAGUGGCUUGAGCUGGAGUGUCCUGUUCUUCAUUGCUGUGGGCGGCGGACAAAUGGCUGUCUGGGCUGCCAAGAAGGAGCGCCGUUACCGCAAAGAAUUCGGUGACAAAUACAAGCGCAAGAGCUUUGUCAUGAUCCCUGGGAUUUUCUAA
Molecule: messenger RNA, 933 nt
Organism: Aspergillus ruber CBS 135680
Lineage: Eukaryota; Fungi; Ascomycota; Eurotiomycetes; Eurotiales; Aspergillaceae
Product: trans-2-enoyl-CoA reductase (NADPH) TSC13
Exons: 3
Coding region: 1-933 (310 amino acids)
Biological process (GO): very long-chain fatty acid biosynthetic process
Molecular function (GO): oxidoreductase activity, acting on the CH-CH group of donors
Source: RefSeq, a predicted model, not a curated record